AUGAGAGUUUUUCUUGUUGUCUUGUUGUUGCUCGCCACUUCUGUCAAUGGUCAAAUACCACCACCUAUUGCUGGACGGUGCAGCAGAUUUGAAGAAGGUCGAAUCUUGAUCCGCCGCUAUUUCCUAUACUAUUGGGGAGUUUGUCACGAACAAUUGAUCUAUAGAUGUGGAAAUCGUCCAAAUGAGCCAAAAGAAAGUCGAGAUUUCUGUUUGCAUACCAUGUAA
Caenorhabditis angaria is the source of this 225-nucleotide messenger RNA. NCBI's taxonomy places the organism in Eukaryota, Metazoa, Nematoda, Chromadorea, Rhabditida, Rhabditidae. The record is from the annotation of a GenBank genome assembly.